Messenger RNA from Pteronotus mesoamericanus, 2393 nucleotides. RefSeq names its product BRCA1 DNA repair associated (gene BRCA1). Gene Ontology annotation, cellular component: BRCA1-A complex; plasma membrane; BRCA1-BARD1 complex. Gene Ontology annotation, biological process: negative regulation of fatty acid biosynthetic process; dosage compensation by inactivation of X chromosome; chordate embryonic development. NCBI's taxonomy places the organism in Eukaryota, Metazoa, Chordata, Mammalia, Chiroptera, Mormoopidae. The record is from RefSeq and is a predicted model, not a curated record. Gene Ontology annotation, molecular function: ubiquitin-protein transferase activity; metal ion binding.
AAACAAUAACAAAUACUGGGGCCGAGGGGCGGAACUACGAGUGCGCAGCCUUGGGCUGGAACCUGCGUCCCCUUCCCAGUUCAUUGUAAAAGGAAGAGAUGAAUUUACGUGUGGAUCGCGUUGAAGAAGUGCAAAAUGUCCUUAAUGCUAUGCAGAAAAUCUUAGAGUGUCCAAUCUGUCUGGAGUUAAUCAAAGAGCCUGUUUCCACAAAGUGUGACCACAUAUUUUGCAAAUUUUGUAUGCUGAAACUUCUCAACCAGAAGAAAGGGCCUUCACAGUGUCCUUUGUGCAAGAAUGAUAUAACCAAAAGAAGCCUACAAGAAAGUACAAGAUUUAGUCAACUUGUUGAAGAGCUGUUGAAAAUCAUUCAUGCUUUUGAGCUUGACACAGGAUUGCAAUUUGCAAAUACUUAUAACUUUUCAAAAAAGGGGAAUAACUCUCCUGAGUGUCUAAAGGAGGAAGUGUCUAUCAUCCAAAGUUUGGGUUACCGAAACCGCACCCUAAGACUUCAACAGAAUGAACCUGAAAAUCCUACCUUGGAAACCAGUCUUGGUGUCCAACUCUCUAACCUUGAAAUUGUGAAAUCACUGAGGACAAAGCAGCAGGUUCAAUCUCAGAAUAAGUCUGUCUACAUUGAAUUGGGAUCUGAUUCUUCUGAAGAUACAGUUAAUAAGGCAAGUUGUUACAGUAUGGGAGAUCACGAAUUGUUACAAAUCACCCCUCAAGGAGCCAGGGCUGAAGCCAGUUUGAGUUCCGCAAAAAACGCUACUUGUGAGUUUUCUGAGGAUAUAACAAAUAUUGAACAUUAUCAGCCUGGUAAUAAAGAUUUGACCAUCACUGAGAAGAAGCAUGCAACUGAGAAGCUUCCAGAAAAGUAUCAGGAUGAAGCAGCAUCUGAGUAUGAGAGUGAAACAAGCCUCUCUGAAGACUGUUCAGGGCUGUCCUCUCAGAGCGAUAUUUUAACCACUCAGCAGAGAGAUACCAUGCAAGAUAACCUGAUAAAGAUCAAGCAGGAAAUGGACCACCUGGAAGCUGUGUUGGAGCAGCAGGAGAGCCAGCUUUCCAACAGGUCCCCUUCCCUCAUAGCUGAUUCUUGUGCCUCUGAGGACCCACUAGAUCUGGAACAAAACACAUCAGAAAAAGCACUACCAUCAGAGAAAAGUAGUGAAUAUCCUAUAAGUCAGAAUCCAGAAAGCUUUUCUUCAGACAAGCUUCAAGAGUCUCUGGAUAAUUCCACCAGUAAAAAUAAAGAAACAGGAGUGGAAGGGUCUUCUCCUUCUAAAUCCCAGUCCUUAGAUGAUAACUGGUAUAUGCACAGCUACUCACAGAGUCUUCAAAACAGAAGCUGCCCAUCUCAAAAGGAGCUCAUCAAAGGUAUUGAUAUAGAAGAGCAACAGCUGACCAAGUCUGAGGCCCAAGAUUUAAUGGAGCAGUCUUAUUUGUCAAGACAAGAUCUAGAGGGGACUCCUUCCCUAGAAUCUGGAAUCAGACUCUUUGAUGACCCAGAGUCUGAUUCCUGUGAAGACAGAGCCCUAGAGCCAGUUCAUGUUUCCAGUAUACCAACUUCAACCCCUCCAUUGAAAUUACCCCAAUUUCAAGUUGAAGAAUCUGCCAAGAGUCCAGAUGCGGCUCAAACUACUAGUACUGCUGGGUGUAAUGUGGGGGAAGAAAGUGUGAGCAGGGAGAAGCCAGAAGUGAUAUCUUCAACAAAAACAGUCAACAAAAGAAUAUCUAUGGUCGCAUCAGGCCUGACCCCAAAAGAAUUUAUGCUUGUGCACAAGUUUGCCAGAAAACACCACAUCACUUUAACGAACCUGAUUACUGAAGAGACUACUCAUGUCAUUAUGAAAACAGAUGCUGAGUUUGUUUGUGAACGGACACUGAAAUAUUUUCUGGGAAUUGCAGGAGGAAAAUGGGUAGUUAGCUAUUUCUGGGUGACCCAGUCUAUUAAAGAAAGAAAGAUUCUAGAUGAGCGUGAUUUUGAAGUCAGAGGAGAUGUUGUCAAUGGAAGGAACCAUGAAGGUCCAAAGCGAGCAAGAGAAUCCCAGGACAGAAAGAUCUUCAGGGGCCUAGAAAUCUGUUGCUAUGGGCCCUUUGCCAACAUGCCCACAGAUCAGCUAGAGUGGAUGGUGCAGCUUUGUGGGGCUUCUGUGGUGAAGGAGCCUUCAGCGUUCACCCUCAGCGAGGGCACUCACCCGAUUGUGGUCAUGCAGCCAGAGGCCUGGACAGAGGACAGCGGCUCCCAUGUGAUUGGGCAGAUGGGUGAGACACCGGUGGUGACCCGAGAGUGGGUAUUGGACAGCGUAGCCCUCUACCAGUGCCAGGAGCUGGACGCCUACCUGAUCGCCCAGGUCCCCAGAGCUGCUGCUGAUUCCCACCAACCAUGUGUAUAG